Capsicum annuum is the source of this 2614-nucleotide messenger RNA. Its product is annotated as protein FAF-like, chloroplastic. The transcript has 2 exons. The record is from RefSeq and is a predicted model, not a curated record. Bases 747 to 2180 code for a protein of 477 amino acids. NCBI's taxonomy places the organism in Eukaryota, Viridiplantae, Streptophyta, Magnoliopsida, Solanales, Solanaceae.
UAGAUAACCAAAUAAUAUUGCUUUUCAUAUUCCAUUUUUUCCAAGUAUGGAUCACAAUUAUUCAUAAUUCUAAAAUAUUACAAGCCCAGGAGAUUGAGCUACCAGAUUUAUAAGAGGAUUACCUGAGGUUGAGCAUGAUUAAUUAACAUGAUUAUUUUAAAAUUAUUUUUUUUGGGAGAAAAAAUUACUACGCUGUUAAUUAAUUAACAGUGUGAAAGCAGAGAGGAGACAAGGAAAAUUUGAGCCUAUUGCUUACCACCAAGGAUGGUAGUGCCUAGUGGGAUGAAUAUGAUUCUUGUGCGGUUAAUCAGACGUCUCAAACGCGAGUCAUUAUUAGAAUAAAAGAAAUCCUGAUAGGUUGCGCUCUCUCCUUAAUAAGGUUUUGUGAGUUAAAUUUGAAUUAAUUAGGAUCUCAAAGCGAGUACCGGACAUCGAAUUAGAAGCAUAAAAAGAAGAGUAUUUCUGCAUGGUUGCUUUAGAGUGGGUCCCUUGCACACGGUUCCAUAGCUCUUAUAAAGACCCUGACACCUCCAUUCCUUGCAAUUGCAAAUCAAAACACAAUAUACAUCUUAUUUCAAUACCAUACUCAAAACAACUAUCAUAUUCAUCAUCCAAUUCCCCCUCUCUUAGCUUUCAACUAUCAUCCCUCAUUUGGAUGUUGUUGUUUGCUUAAGAAGGAAAACAAACAACUCCUAUUUGUUUUUAAUCCCUCUCCUCUUCUCUAGUCUGUUUCUUGGACUGUGAAGAUGUCAGCAGCUAAUUCAAUGAGCAUCAAGAACUUCAACUCAACAUUGAAGAUGGAAAAGGAGGCAACAACACAAAGUAUCCCACUACCCCCCACUAAGAUGGGGAUAGUGAAACAAGGCAUAGUGUCCAUUCUUGGAUCAGACUCUGACAAAAGAAGCAAGGCUGCUGCAGCUGUUUCAAUUAGGAGAACCCUUUCAGCUGAUAUGUCAUCCAAGAAAUGGCUAUCACAAAAUGGUUUCACCCCUAUCAAGAAGAUUGCUUCCUCAAAAGAACUUGAUGUUCUUGGACAAGAUGAUGUUUGGAAAUCAAUCCAAAAUGGUACUAACAAAGCUGAGCCAACAUCACUUGAUGUUUGGAGCUCAAUUUUAACACAAAAGAAACAAGAGGAGUCUUCCACACUUCCACCUCCUUAUGUCCACCCUCUCUUGAAAAAAUCAUCUAGCUCUUUAACUGAAAAAAGUCUUGAAAUUUGUACCGAAAGUCUUGGAUCAGAAACUGGUUCUGAGAUUAGCCUCUCUUCUUACCCUCCUUCUGACACUGAGGAAGACAAAGAUGAUCAUCCUCAAAAACAACAACAAGAAGAAAAACAAGAGUUGUCCUUUCAAUCGUUUGAGGAAUUUCCAGUUAUUAAGUUUAACCACAACAAAAAAAUGUCAUCUCCUCCCAAGUCUUUCCCUCCACCAAUUUCUUCCUUGUCUGCAGAAGACAACAAGCCCUCUGUUCAUAUGCAAUCUCGCAGACAGAAUGGUAGGUUGAUUGUUGAAGCUGUAUCUGUUCCUCCUCAGAACCAUUUUCGCUCUCGGCGCGUUGAAGGUCGCCUUGUUCUCACCUUAAUCACCACUUCAUCAGAGGGCAUUCAUCAACAAGUGGCAGAGUUCGAGCAGGCCUUCGACGAUUUUCAAGAAGUUGAUCACAAGUAUGAUGAUGAAGUGGAGGAUAAAGGAAAUGGGACAAAAGGGAUGCAAAUUGUGCUUGAGCAAAAACCAAGAUUGUCAAAUGGGAGGAUAAAUGUGAACACAACAACAUUGAUGAUGAAGCAGCUCAUGGGAGGUCUAGAGAAAAAGAAUCAUCAUAUAACAUGGCCUAAAAAGUUCAACAAAUCAAUCAAAUUGAUUGAAGAGGAGAAUGAAAUCACCCCAAUUCCUCAAUCACUUCCACAAAUCUCUCAACUCAUCACAUCACCAAAUCCACCUGAAGCAUCUUCUUUCAAUGCCUGUGACUAUUUCUGGAAGAAAAAUCCAACUGUGACGACCAUUGUCAAUAGCUACAAUGACAAAAGUACAACAAAGAAAGCAUCAUAUGAACAGCAAGAUUUGGUCCUAAUGAGGGGAAACAAAGGGGACAUCAAUUAUUUGGUGCCUUUGUUGAAAGGAUGCAAGGAACAAAGGAGGUCUCUACUCAUUUGGGAGCCAUAUUGCAUUGCCACCUCCUAAUAAUCCAGUGUUGAUUUUAAUUAACUAGAAGAUCAUAACAUAUAAUCACAUUAAGUAUAGUAUAGUAUAGUAUAUCACAAUAAAAAUGGGGGUAAUAUCAUAUGAAAUGUAAUUUUUCCUCUCUUUGUUAGUUUUAAGUCUAGUUUUUACUCUUUUGUUGAAAAAGAGUUUCCAGUAGCCAAAUAAACAAAGAGAGAGGGGGAUCAAGUAUCAAUGCCUUUGAUUAUUAGUGAUUUGAACAAGGAAAACAUAGUGAAGUUCAUUUUAUUUAAGCCUAAAUGUGUGUGUUGUAGUUUAUGAUGAUAUUAUAAUAGAGCUACUAGUUAAGAUAGACAAAACUACUAAUUAUGAGCCAAGUUUGACUUGGUGGUGUGUCAUGCCUAUGUUUAUUUGUCUGUCUUAGUAUCAAAUGGGAAUUCUCCUUUGCUUUUCUU